Ciona intestinalis (vase tunicate) is the source of this 1636-nucleotide messenger RNA. The record is from RefSeq and is a predicted model, not a curated record. NCBI's taxonomy places the organism in Eukaryota, Metazoa, Chordata, Ascidiacea, Phlebobranchia, Cionidae.
AUUUUUCAUUAUUUAUAGCACCUGUGUAGUUUGAAGUUAUUCUUCAACGGUGUGGAAUUGGGAAUAUCCCAAAAGGAGACUUCAGAUAUUUUGUUGAUGCGAGCAUUCGAGCGAAACGGUACUUACUCUCUUUUUUUUGCUGAUUGCGCUGGAGGCGUUUAUAGUUGCUCUUGCAGUUGAGUUAGUAGUGCAGCUGCUUCGCUAAUGAAACUAAAAAAAAGUGACCUGCAAUUAAAUAAGCUCAAAGAAUGAAAGUUGCUUUGUGUCUCAAGCAUUGCUGGAUUAAUAACCCACAAUGUGCUCGACAAUUUGUGAUUGAGCAUUGCGGAAUUUCCCUAACUGCUUUGCAUAACCUUUCCAGUUUUCGAACUUUUGCUCGUCUUUCCGCGUGCAUCAGUGAGUCAAGAUCGUUCAAACUAAAAGGAGUGUCACAGGGAACUUUUCGUACAAUGGCAACUGCAGCAGCAUCAUCAAAUCGACGAAGUACUCACUUUGUUGAUGACAACAACCAGAAUGAAGUUUCGUCACCUAGCAACAGUGAUAAACCUGUAUUGAAGUUAAACAAAGUUGCAGUUGUUGGCAAAAUGACUAGGUACGAGUUUGAAAAGCAACGUUACAGCGGCUUUUCUGAAGAGGAAUUUAAAACCAUGCUCAGUAAUCGUGGUUCUAACUAUGAAAAUCUGCUUGCUCAACACAAUAAACACAUGCAAACAAUGAACAACUUGUUGGAUGUUUUAAAGCGAAGAGGAAUAGAAUACAGGAUGUGCACACGUGGUCAUACAGAAUAUUCUAAGGAUGCAGUGGAUUGGGCAGACGCCAUUAUAACUGCUGGUGGAGAUGGAACUUUUCUAUCAGCUGCCAGCAAAAUAUUAAAUCGAAAUAAACCUCUCAUUGGCAUCAACACUGAUGCAGAACGUUCGGAAGGACAUUUAUGUCUGCCAGCCAAAUACAGCUACAGUCUUGACGAAGCUUUGGAUAAGAUUUCAGAAAGUCGUUUCAGGUGGUUGUACAGACAGCGGUUAAGGGUCACAAUGACCGGCACAGAAACAAAUUUUGAAGCUCUUGAAAAUGGACAAAUCCUUCAACACAGAAUGCGUGAAAGAUUACAACGAACCGCUGCAACUUAUUUUAGUGUUGAUGAUUCUGAUGAUGACUCGUUUUUAAUCGAUCGUGAAAAACAGCGUCUUGUCCAAGGUUCACCAUCCGUACAGCAGAAAGUUUACAGUAAAAAGUUACCAGUCCUUGCUUUGAAUGAAAUAUUUAUUGGGGAAUCACUUGCCUCAGUCCCCUCUUACUAUGAGUUCCAAGUAGAUGACGGACCACCUGAGAAACAGAAGAGCUCGGGUAUAUGUGUUUCCACAGGCACAGGUUCAACUGCAUGGUCGUAUAACAUAUGUAGAUUGCAUAAAGAGUCUGUCAGGUCAGUUUUGGAAGCAGCAAGUGAUAUAGCAAGCAACAACAACAAAACUGUCCCGGUUGACCCAGAUUUAGUAAAUGAUGUGACCGAAAAAUUUGCCCGUUCGUUUAUAUUUGAGGCCAGUAUACCUAAGAUGUUGUACGCUGUUCGAGACCCAAUGCAAAACAAGGUAUAUUCAUGCAACAAACCAUAUGGAACCGGCAACAAGAUACAUGUUCG